Molecule: messenger RNA, 527 nt
Organism: Cylicostephanus goldi
Lineage: Eukaryota; Metazoa; Nematoda; Chromadorea; Rhabditida; Strongylidae
Source: the annotation of a GenBank genome assembly
UUGGGCCCAGAUACUCUACAAAGUUCAAGCAAUUUCCAACAUUUCAGUAUUUGUGGUACUCUUUCAAAAAAUUAUCUCCAUGAAAACAUUUACCUAUCGGAUCUGGCAGCUAAAUCUUCACGCACAUGUAGUAAUGUCCGAGUAAAUAUCCUUUUUUAUACCUCUGUCAAUAUACCCUGCUUAUUCCAGGCCAUACGACAUCUUCCCGAUACAUUUUUUCCGCCAUUCAUCAAUGAAGUGACCUGCGAUAGCGACAAAGCUUGUCUAUUAGCAGAGGUAAAUUUAGCUCAUGGAAAAUGUCGACAAAAACAUAUGAAUUUCGUGGUGCUGCGAAAUGUGGGAACAAAUGACUGUCAAAUAUGGAAAAAGUUCAAUCUGAAUGUGCGAGUUUCCUGCGAAUGUUUUAUGAGAUGUCGUUUUUCGCAAAAUACGUGUGAACUGGAUCAUAAACAAAGUGAUUCAAACCAAAUCAAUCUAGUCGCAGCAAUGAUUUCACAUACAGUUCUCAGAUCAGCUAUUAGGUGACU